Messenger RNA from Fimicolochytrium jonesii, 812 nucleotides. Its product is annotated as DNA-directed RNA polymerase. Gene Ontology annotation, molecular function: protein dimerization activity; DNA-directed RNA polymerase activity; DNA binding. The transcript is spliced from 4 exons. Gene Ontology annotation, biological process: DNA-templated transcription. The record is from RefSeq and is a predicted model, not a curated record. NCBI's taxonomy places the organism in Eukaryota, Fungi, Chytridiomycota, Chytridiomycetes, Spizellomycetales, Powellomycetaceae. Bases 91 to 480 code for a protein of 129 amino acids. Gene Ontology annotation, cellular component: RNA polymerase III complex; RNA polymerase I complex.
CUUUGACAAUUGCGAAACCGCCCAAGAACUUUAUCUUCUCGCACCACGUUAGACUCUGCUUCAGCACUCUCACAGUAAACUUCGCCCAACAUGGCUAUGGUAGAACCCACCCCGGAGACCUACGGGUUUCCUCCCGUUGCAGAACCAAAACUCGAAAUCAUAGCAACGGACGCCGCUGACCUGAAUUCCGUAACGUUUGUCAUUCACGGCGAAGACCAUACGUUAGGAAACUCCCUGCGAUACAUGAUUAUGAAGAACCCAGCGGUUGAGUUUUGCGGUUACUCCAUCCCGCACCCUUCAGAGUUCAAAAUCCAUUUGCGGAUACAAACAGAUGGCACGAUGACAGCAGCACAGGCGUUGGACAAGGGGUUGGAUGACCUGGUGUCCUUGACGGAACAUGUCCUGACGACGUUUGAGGAGAAGGUGGCUGCGAAGGACGAUUACGAAGUGCGGGAUGGCGCAGAUUUCGAAACCGUAUAGGGAGGGAUCUCUGGCUCGCCACUAGGGCUUUGGGGAUCGAAUUAUUUGCUGAAGCUGGUGGGAGUGGGAGUCGACGGGCCUCCCUCAGCGUUGAUGUCGUGAUGCGACCCCGACGAUUGAUUACGGCGAACGACGCGCUACACGCUCGUCAGCAAUCGCGGAAAUGGAUGCUGGCGGGCUGCGGGCUGGAACGGCACACCUUAGACUGACUGGUGCAGAAUAUAGAAGUGACGCAUCAAGUGGACCGGGAAAUCGAGCUCAUGUGGGAUCGUCAUACCGGUCGUUAUGUACAUAUUUACAUUCUUAACUUAAUACAACAAAUCAUGGAAACG